CUCGGCAGUCCUGGCUUGCGCUGGGCGCACGGCCCGGGAUCCCACACCCCACGCGCCGGCCCGCGUGGACGCCCAAGCCUAGGGAUUCCUCUAUCCAGCCCCCCUUCCUCGCAGCCCCGAGGGACGAGUUCCCGCCGCGAGGCCCUCGGAACCAGAGCCAGCCGGGCGGGGAGGCGCCUCCAGGCCACCAGAUGUUUGCCAUCCAGCCAGGGGUAGCUGAAGGGGGGCAGUUCCUGGGGGACCCGCCUCCUGGAGUAUGUCAGCCCGAGCUUCAACCAGACAGCAACUCCAACUUCAUGGCAAGUGCCAAAGAUACCAAUGAGAAUUGGCAUGGGAUGCCAGGCCAAGUGGAACCCAUACUGUUGAGGAGCUUCUCCGAGUUGCCCUCUGACAACCAGGCCUUCCAGGAUCCUGGACUCCCUGAGGGGGAGGUCCGCAGCCCACCAGAAGGGGCAGAGAUCCCUGGAGCUGGGCCUGAGAAGAUGGGUGGUGCCAGCACAGCCUGCUCCCCUCUGGAGGACAACGGCUAUGCCAGCAGCUCCCUGAGCAUUGACAGCCCUAGCUGCAGCCCUGAGCCUGCCUGUGGGACCCCUCCCGGCCCUGGCCCUCCAGCUCCCCUUCUGCCCUCGGUGGCCCAGGCCGUACAGCAGCUGCAGGCUCAAGAGCGCUAUAAAGAGCAGGAGAAGGAGAAGCACCAUGUGCACGUGGUGAUGUACCGUCGCCUGGCCCUGCUCCAGUGGAUCCGGGGCCUGCAGCACCAGUUGGUUGACCAGCAGGCCCGUCUGCAGGAGAGCUUUGACACCAUUCUAGACAACCGGAAGGAGCUUAUCCGCUGUCUCCAACAGAGGGCAGCACCAUCCACACCCCAGGACCAGGGCUAAGGGUGUCUCUGUACAGGGGUGCAAGGGUUUAUGUAUAUAUUUGCAGGCAUGUGUGUGGUUGUACACAAGCAACUACAGAUUAUUUGCUGGUAUGAGUGCAGGGAAGCAUAAGUGAGUAUGUCAGUGCUAACAUGUAGGCAGAUGUGCACAGGCCGUGUGAGAAUCGGCAGCCCUAUGUGUGAGUAUGUACAUAUGUGUAUGUAUAAUAUGUAUGUAGGAGGAAGUAAAUUUGUAUAUGCAUGUGUGG
Messenger RNA from Eubalaena glacialis (North Atlantic right whale), 1128 nucleotides. It is a transcript of the gene C3H1orf216, whose product is annotated as chromosome 3 C1orf216 homolog. Lineage: Eukaryota; Metazoa; Chordata; Mammalia; Artiodactyla; Balaenidae. The record is from RefSeq and is a predicted model, not a curated record. The transcript is spliced from 2 exons. Bases 192 to 881 code for a protein of 229 amino acids.